This is a messenger RNA of Dromiciops gliroides (monito del monte), 2511 nucleotides long. RefSeq names its product WAP, follistatin/kazal, immunoglobulin, kunitz and netrin domain containing 1 (gene WFIKKN1). Lineage: Eukaryota; Metazoa; Chordata; Mammalia; Microbiotheria; Microbiotheriidae. Gene Ontology annotation, molecular function: receptor antagonist activity; transforming growth factor beta binding; serine-type endopeptidase inhibitor activity. The transcript has 2 exons. Bases 404 to 2065 code for a protein of 553 amino acids. Gene Ontology annotation, biological process: negative regulation of transforming growth factor beta receptor signaling pathway. The record is from RefSeq and is a predicted model, not a curated record. Gene Ontology annotation, cellular component: extracellular region.
GGAGAUGCCCUGGGUCCUGGCCUGCCUUUUUAGCCCUGUCUCAGGAACACUGGCCCACAGCCUCUCCCCAAUGGAUCUUAAAGCGCUAAGACAUUCCACCUCACAAGGACCCAGCAUCUAAUGCAAUCUCUGGCUUCAGGUAGACCCACGGAACAGGGAGGAGAUUGUGAAGCUGGUGAAUUUAGGCAAAGAAGAGAAUUCAAAUUCCUAGAGGAGAGGUGUAAACAAGCCACUGGGAAAGGACCGACUGAAGCACAGGGGAGGAGAGAAACCACCAGAAGAGCGAGCUGUUCUGGCCGAGGAAGCAAGCCCAGGGCCCCCAGAGUGUGGAUGCCUGCAGGGAGAGUGCAAACAGGGAGUUGGAGGUGCUGGGGGCCGGGGGAAGGCCCAGGCUGCGAUCCUCAUGCCGGCCCUGCUGCUGAUCCUGACCCUGAUUUCAGGGCUAGCUGGUGGAGCCAGCCUUCAGCCUGAACCAAUGAGCCACCAGGGCGUGUGCCCCAACCAGCUCAACCCCAACCUGUGGGUGGAUGCCCAGAGCACCUGUGAGAGGGAAUGCCAUGUGGACCAGGACUGCAGCGGCUUUGAAAAAUGCUGCACCAACGUGUGUGGGCUACAGAGCUGCGUGGCAGCUCGCUUUGCCGACGGCAGCUCGGCCGCCCCGGCACCGGCCGCCUCCUGCGAAAGCUUCGUUUGCCCCCAGCAGGGCUCUGACUGUGAUAUCUGGGAUGGCCAGCCUGUAUGCAAGUGCCGGGACCGCUGUGAGAAGGAGCCCAACUUCACCUGUGCGUCGGAUGGCCUCACCUACUACAACCGCUGCUACAUGGAUGCUGAGGCCUGCCUCCGGGGCCUCCGGCUCAGCGUGGUCCCCUGCAAGUACGUCUUCAGCUGGCCUCACACCAGCCCUGGGCCUCCAGAGACCACCGCCCCACCCACACCAGGGGCAGCCCCUGACAUCCCCAUCCCACCAGCCCUCUACAGUAACCCCUUCCACCAGUCAGUCUAUGCGGGGGGCACGGCUAGCUUCCACUGUGAUGUGAGUGGCCGCCCGACCCCAGAUAUCACCUGGGAGAAACAGAGCGACCAGCGGGAGAACUUCAUCAUGCGGCCUGAUCAGAUGUAUGGCAACGUGGUAGUCACCAACAUUGGUCAGCUGGUGGUCUAUAAUGCACGGCCUGAGGAUGCCGGGCUCUACACUUGCACUGCCCGCAAUGCCGCUGGCCUCCUCCGAGCCGACUUCCCCCUCUCUGUCAUCCAGCGGGAGCCUUCGAGAGGGGAGCUCCCAGUCCCCAGUCCUCCACCCCCUGCUCCAGCGGAGUGUCUGAAGGAACCAGACCGUCAAGCCUGCCAGGGCAGCAGCAGCCGAGUCCGAUGGCACUUUGAUGCCAAAAGGGGUGGGUGUACCACCUUCCAAGACAAUGGCUGUGAUGGGGACAAUGGCAACCGAUUUGAGACAUACGAGGCAUGCCAACGGGCCUGUGUCCGGGGCCCUGGGGAUGCCUGCAUCCUACCUGCAGUGCAAGGUCCUUGCAGGAGCUGGGAGGCUCGCUGGGCCUAUAGCCCACUACUUAAACAGUGCCAUUCAUUUGUGUAUGGGGGUUGUGAAGGCAAUGCCAACAACUUUGAAAGCCGGGAGAGCUGUGAGGAUGCGUGCCCUUUCCCCAGGACACUGCCCUGCAAGGCCUGCAGGCUCAAAAGCAAGAUGGCUCUGAGUCUGUGCCGCAGUGACUUUGCCAUCGUGGGGCGACUGACGGAAGUGAUUGAGGAGCCUGACGCUGGCAUUGCCCGAUUUGCCCUGGAGGGCGUCCUCAAGGAUGAUAAGAUGGGCCUCAAGUUCUUUGACACCAAGUAUCUGGAGGUGACGCUGACGGGCAUAGACUGGGAUUGUCCCUGUCCCAACAUGACUGCUGGAGAUGGGCCGCUGGUCAUCAUGGGUGAGGUGCACGAUGGUGUGGCAGUGCUCCACCCCAGCAGCUAUGUCAGGGCUGCCAGUGAUAAGCGAGUCAAGAAAAUCUUAGAGUUGAUCGAGAAGAAGGCCUGUGAGCUGCUCAACCGUUUUCAGGACUAAGCCUGGGUGUAUGGUUGGCCACAGGCAUGACACAGCCCUGAAGGGGGGUAGUUCUGGCCAGUCCCCAAACCCUCCUAGACCCAGCCUGUCCUCUCCAGAGUAGGUGAAUAAAAGGUGUUUUUCUCUCAAGUCCUUCUUACCCUUCUACCCUUUCUCGAGGAGAGGGACCCAAAAUAGAUUGAGGCCCAGAAAUAAAAGGUAUCCCCCUUGCCUCUCGAUAGUUUCCCUUAGCUGCUGUCUUGUGUGCCACCCUGACAGCUGUGCAAACACUCCCUCUCCUCCCAAACAUCACUAACUCCCAGACCCGGAUUCUCAGUCGUUUGGGGCUCUGCUCUUCUUGGUCAGUCCAACAGCCGUAUUGCCCUCUAGGUCAGUGGGGGAAGAGGGAAGAGGGUAGGAACUGCUCUUUCCACAAGCCACAGGAGGCCCGGGAGACGGCCACAGUU